Astyanax mexicanus (Mexican tetra) is the source of this 7324-nucleotide messenger RNA. It is a transcript of the gene zmiz1a, whose product is annotated as zinc finger, MIZ-type containing 1a. The coding region runs from base 620 to 3886 and encodes 1088 amino acids. Gene Ontology annotation, molecular function: SUMO ligase activity; zinc ion binding. Gene Ontology annotation, biological process: protein sumoylation; regulation of transcription by RNA polymerase II. Lineage: Eukaryota; Metazoa; Chordata; Actinopteri; Characiformes; Acestrorhamphidae. The record is from RefSeq and is a predicted model, not a curated record. The transcript has 26 exons.
UUGACACUUCAACUUGCCGUGCACUACGUUAGUUGAUUCAGGCAGUCUCACACUCUGGCCAAACGCUGUGCGCUGCUUCCCCCCCAUAUUUACUAGUUAGCUAGUGUUUGCGAAGUAGAAAGGAGAGAAAUAGCACGCGCCUUCUUCAGUCAGGCACGAGGAUUUUUUGUUCGGGUUUUCCGGCGCCGUGCUUUUUGACUGGAUCUGAAACUAACAAUGGAGCAGUCACUCCGCUACUAAAGAAGAAACAGCCAAGUAGCGCGCGCGCGAGCGAGCGGCUCAGCGGAGAGCUCGGGCUGGAAACGAGGGGCUUUUCGGGCUUCACCCCGGCUGGGAGGUAGAACAACGGCUCUCGCGCGGUUCAGGACGAGUGUGUGCGGUGGAGCCCAGUGUAGAGCUGAGCCUGGAGAGGGACCUCCCCCACGGACUAUAUGACGGGAGGGGAGGGGGAGGGGGGGCUGCCUACAAGACGACACGCCUGCAGACCAAACAGACCACCUCUAUGAUUGAUGAGGAUAUAGGAGUGGAUUUGCUAAACACUAAACAAAGAAACCUACUGCAUCCUCUGGGAGAAGAACUUUAAUGGCUUCCAGGUAGAGAGAAAGAGACAGCAAUCAAGAUGAACUCGAUUCCUUCGAUGGACAGGCACAUACAGCAGACCAAUGACAGACUGCUGUGCAUCAAACAGCACUUACAGAACCCAGCCAAUUUCCAGACAGCCGCCACAGAGCUACUGGACUGGUGUGGUGACCCGCGAGCCUUCCAGAGACCCUUCGAGCAGAGCCUGAUGGGAUGUCUGACGGUGGUGAGUCGUGUUGCGGCGCAGCAGGGUUUUGACCUGGACCUGGGCUACCGGCUCCUGGCUGUGUGUGCAGCCAACCGCGACAAGUUCACCCCAAAGUCAGCAGAAACCAACACCUGCAGGAGAUGUCAAAGUGACUCAGCUCUUCUGUCAUCCUGGUGCGAGGAGCUGGGUCGGCUGCUCCUGCUGCGGCACCAGAAGAAUCGGCAGAGCGAGCCUCAGGGCAAAGUGCCCAUGCAGCCACCCAUGAACUCCAUGAAGCCCUCACUUUCCCACAGUGAUGGGCCUUUUCCAUACGACUCCGUUCCGUGGCAGCAAAACACCAACCAGGCCCCAGGCUCGUUGUCAGUGGUCACAACGGUGUGGGGGGUUACCAAUACAUCGCAAAGUCAGGUAUUGGGUAACCCCAUGGCCAACACCAACAACCCAAUGAACCCUGGAGGCAACGGAAUAGGGUCCGGCAUGUCAGCCAGCAACCCCGGGAUCAACUCCCCUCAGUUCCCCGGCCAACAGCAACAGUUCUCAGCCAAAGGGGGCUCCAACCAGGCCUACAUGCAGCAGGGCAUGUACGGACGAGCGGGGCACCCCGGAGCCGGAGGCUUCAGUGGGAGCUACCCGGGUGGUCCGAACGCUCCAGGUGGAAUAGGCAUGCCUCCUCACACCCGGCCGCCGUCGGACUUUACCCAGCCCGCUGCUGCGGCCGCCGCAGCUGCUGUCGCCGCAGCCGCUGCCACGGCGACAGCUACUGCCACGGCCACAGUGGCCGCCCUGCAGGAGACCAACAAGGACAUGAACCAGUACGGCCAGAUGUGCUCCUCAUUUCAGAUGGGAGCCACGCAGGGCUACAGUAACCAGUUCAUGAACCAGCCCGGACCCCGGGGUCCCCCGGCCAUGGGAGGAGGCAUGAACCCAGCUGGCAUGGGCGCCGGUAUGAACAGUUCCAACCUGAGUGGGCCGCCAAUGGGUAUGAACCAGCCCCGCCCUGCAGGGAUGGGUCCUUUCGUAGGGCAUGCUCAGAGGAUGCCCCAGCAGGGUUAUCCUGGCCCCAGGCCCCAGUCUAUGCCCAUGCAGGGCACCAAAAGGCCCUACCCUGGAGAGGUGAGACAUGAGAAAACAGAGCCGAACUAUGGUGGCCAGCAGUUUGGACCUAACGGUCAGUUUCCUAACCAGCAAGGGCAGUACCCUAACCCAAACGCCUCCAGAGCACUGCCCUCACCUAACUACCCUGGUCAGAGGAUGCCAGUCCAACAGGGCUCUGGCCAGUAUCCCCCUUCAGGAGUGGGCAUGGGACAAUAUUACAAGCAAGAGCCAUUCAAUGGACAGAGUAACAAUUUUUCUGGAGGCGGUUAUGCCUACAGUCAAGGCAAUGGGCCACCUCGGCAAGUUGUGAACUACCCUCACUCGCCAGUCCCUGGCAACCCCACCCCACCCAUGACUCCUGGCAGUAGCAUCCCUCCAUACCUCUCGCCUAACCAGGACGUCAAGCCUCCGUUUCCUCCUGAUAUGAAACCAAACAUGACGUCUCUGCCUCCACCACCGACUAACCCCAACGAGGAGCUGCGUCUAACCUUUCCUGUGCGGGACGGGGUGGUCCUGGAGCCCUUUAGACUGGAGCACAACCUGGCCGUCAGCAACCACGUCUUCCACCUGCGGCCCUCCGUCCACCAGACACUCAUGUGGAGGUCUGACCUGGAGCUCCAGUUUAAGUGCUACCACCACGAGGACCGGCAGAUGAACACAAACUGGCCAGCGUCUGUCCAGGUCAGCGUCAACGCCACCCCACUCACCAUCGAGAGGGGGGACAACAAGACCUCCCACAAACCCCUGCACCUGAAGCAAGUGUGUCAACCGGGGAGAAACACCAUCCAGAUCACAGUCACGGCCUGCUGCUGUUCUCACUUGUUCGUGCUGCAGCUGGUGCACAGGCCGUCAGUGAGAUCCGUCCUACAGGGGCUGCUGAAGAAGAGGCUCCUGCCUGCAGAACACUGCAUCACCAAAAUAAAGAGAAAUUUCAGCAGUGUAGCAGCGUCCUCUGGGAACGCCACGCUGAACGGCGAGGACGGGGUGGAGCAGACAGCCAUCAAAGUGUCCCUCAAGUGUCCCAUCACGUUCCGGAGGAUCCAGCUCCCCGCCAGGGGACACGACUGCAAACACGUGCAGUGUUUUGACCUGGAGUCCUAUCUGCAGCUGAACUGUGAGAGAGGAACGUGGAGGUGUCCUGUAUGCAAUAAAACCGCAUUAUUGGAGGGUCUGGAAGUGGACCAGUACAUGUGGGGAAUUCUCAAUGCCAUCCAAAACUCAGAGUUUGAAGAGGUUACCAUCGACCCCACGUGUAGUUGGCGGCCGGUGCCCAUAAAGUCAGACGUGCACAUAAAGGAGGAUCCAGACGGACCUCUGGCCAAGCGCUUUAAGACCAUGAGCCCCAGCCAGAUGAUCAUGCCUAACGUGAUGGAUAUGAUCGCGCAGCUGGGGCCAGGACCCUCACCCUACACCUCCCUCCCCCCUCAGCAUGGAGGGAACAGCACGGAAUACGGGGGCCAAGGUAGAGGCAAUAGUUACCAGGGCCAUGGAAACUUUGACUUUCCACACGGUAACUCUGGCGGAGGAGCUCCCAUGAGCGAUUUCAUGCACGGCCCGCAGCUCUCCCACCCUCCGGACGUACCCAACAACCUCAUGGGCCCGGACAAACCUCUAGGCCAUGGCAUGCCCGACUCGAUGCCUCAUCCUGUGAGCGCUGAGCAGUCCCAUGCUUCCAUGCAGCCAGGCAUGCACGUAUCCCCCCACCCCAACAGCCAAUCAGCGCAGCCAUUACAUCACAGCGGCCCCCCAUCCUCCCAGCCCCCACGACAAGCCCCACCCCCACAGCAGCAGCCCGGCCCCAACAGCCACCCGCACGCUGACAUGACCUUCAACCCGGCUGCCGAGGGCCAGGUGGGCGGCCAGGGACCGGCAGACAUGCCUGAACCCUCUCUGGAUCUGCUUCCAGAGCUGGCAAACCCAGAUGAGUUACUGUCGUACCUAGACCCUCCUGACCUCCCAAGCAACAGCAACGACGAUCUGCUCUCCCUCUUUGAAAACAACUGACUUCUCAAAUCUUCCUUUACCCAAGGCACUGACGUGAUUGGCUGUCAGGAGUCGAGAAGCACCCUGAACACCAAAUCCAGAACUUAACAACAAGCGCAAAACACUCUUCCUCCCUCUGCCUCUUACUCGUGUAAAUAUCUCACUCUUUUAUGGACGUCCUUUUCCACACAUGUAAGGCAGCCAUGUUGGUUGGCACUAAAGUGAUAUCUUUCAAUACUAAUAUGAAAAAAAAAGACAAAAACUGUGCAGCUAUAAUCAGUUCAUAUGAAUAUAAAUAUAUAUGUCACACAGAACUGUAUGUGUGCUCACUAGGAAAGUGUUGUAGCAUUUUUUUAAAUUCAGAUUUUUUUUCCUUUUGUGAAAAGCAAGACCUGAAUAGAAAAAAAAAACACAAAAAAAAUCUUCCUGUGACUGGCGCGGGCGUGUGUGUGUGUGUGUGUGUGUGUGUGUCCACAAGCUCUGAGGUUUGUUCUUCCAAGCUUACCACCAUGGCUUCUCAAUAACCCCCCGUCUGGUGUUCUCAGCUGGAUGUCUGCACUGUUCAUCUGUCAGUGAUGAGGAUGAUGAGUCCCUUGGAAUAAAAAAGCACAAUAAGAAUUUUAUCAAACUGCAACAGGAAGACUGCAAAAGGAAACAUCAAAGGGAAGAAUGCUUGCAUCACAGUCACGGAAUGGAGAGAAUCCACAUCAGAGUGAUCUGGUACCCCAUCAAAGAGACUUAUAACGGUGGGCAAUGGAAGUCCAUCAACGCUCAUAUUCAAAUAUUCGAACAUAGAACAUGUGAACGUGUGUUCCCUCCUAGGGAAAAUCCUUCAGCUCUGCAUAUCAUUAUUAUGUGACGUGUCAUCAUCAUCAUCAUCAUCACUACCAUUUUGCUCAUCGUUGUCACUCAUGCGUGUUCAUUCAAAAAGUAUAAAACGCAAAACAAGCUCCAGAGAGCAUCCUGACAAUUCCUUACUUUUUUUUUCGUCCUUUUUUUUUUAUAUAUAUAUAUGUUUUUUGAUGAACACGCCAACACUGUAUGCCUGAUUAUAUGGUGUUACUAUACGCAUCAGUAACCAGCACUGUACCUCCUUCACCAAAUCUCCAUCAUCUCAGAGUGCUGUGGAAUCAAACUCAAAGAGGCAAGGAAAUUCAUGUUGUAAAGUAAGAAGUAAAAUGCAAUCACUUUUUAAAAGAGUUUAGUAGUUUAUAACAGCAUCUAAGUGUUCCAACAUCAGAACCGAACCCUCUAUCAGCUAGCUGUCUUUUCUGGGGGUCUUUCCCCCAUUAAUGCAUGAGCUUUAGUCCCUCCCAGGCCUGUGAUGUCUUUUAAACCCUUUAUGACGAGACUGCAUACAGUGUGUUUAAUGUGCACUUGUGCCAAUCACCCCUUGUUUUAGUGAUAGAAACGAGUGUAGACUGAUUAAUUUUUCGUUUCUUUUUUCUUUUUUUUUUUUAAUCAGUGCUUUCAGACGUGUUCCUCUGUCCUGUUUUUAUUCAGCGUUUUAAGUACAUGAACUUCGAUCAGGUAAAGGAUUCUGUUUGUUCUGCGCAGUAUAUGUUUCUCCCCUGGUGUUGUAACUCUAAAUGUACAGUGUAAUGUGCGUUUACUACGAUAUGGCCAUGUAUCACCAAAGUCCGGCGUUGUGCUUGGAGGAGGUGACCCAAACAUCUUAGCGAGGUAAUAUCUGGGGGUUUUAUGAUGGUUAAAGCAUGUGACAUCUUUAGUUCCAGCACGGCAUUUACAUAAGAGUUGUAGUUAUGAUACGGUGGUGUAUGGUACAGUACCCUUUUCUCUUCUUUACUAAUGAGUAAGUCCCUCAUUUGUAGAUGCUAUAUGUCUAUACCAAAUCAUAAAAUUCAAUUUGUUGACUGUGAGUAAACCAUCAAAAUCAUUCUUCAAACCUGGACCCAUUUCUCCUCAACACACAGCCAGUGCAAACAAAUAAUGUUUAAAAUAUAUAUAUUUUUUUCUUGUUCUGUUUUUUUUUUUUUUUUUUUGUACGCCAUCUCCUCAGCCCAGUCAGAAGUUCAGGAAAUUACACAUCUCACACCUAACAGACGUUACAGAUUACUGUGAUUACAAUUAUACUGUUCUGUUACUGCAAAGAAAAAUGCUUUGCCCCUUUUUAUUGUAAUUUAUACCCUUUGUUAAUAAUCAGACUGUACUGUAUGUUCACAAAUACGUUUUCAUGAUUUUCCAUUAGAGGUUUCUGCUGGAGCAAUACUGUCUCUCGUAUGAGCUUACAACUGAAACAAGACCAUGGAGUUUUGUUGUUUGCAUAUUUACCCCUUUUAAAACUUAUUUUGCAUCUUAAAUUAUUUUGUAUUACAUUUUUUUAGUGAGCAGUUAUGUACAGACCUUUUGUUUGUUUGUGAAAUAUUUGAAAUCCUUCGAAGGAGCAGGAGAACGCCGCAGUUCUCCACUUCUAAAUCACAUAUAUGUUUUAUUUGUCGUAUAUAUUUUAUGUAUACGGAUGCACUGUCGCGGAUUGGUUUCCACGUUUUAGACACAUGCAGACCUGAACCGAACUGAAAUCUCAAAAAUCACUUCCACUACUUGGGUCACACUUCAAGCUGAGCGUAGUCCGUGUUGUAGACCCGUCAUUUACUCGUGGUUCGUGCGGUCGCUGAGGAGAGAGAAGAGCGUAAGGCGGGGUGGAGGAGGUUGUCGCGGUGGCGGUGAAGUGAGUCGAGGCGUUUGUUCGUCCCCUACUCAGCCACAGGUCUGGAUGGGAAACGGUGUGGAAGAGUGCAGGAGCUGGAGCAGGGGACAUAAGGGAUGCAUGUACAUAUGUAAAUGACAAAUAGAGACACGUUAACAGAAAUGUAUUCAUUUUCCCCAGGGGAAUGUGCAUUGUGUAUUUAGAAUUUGUAAAGCUUGCAUCCUCCUAACAGACUCGAAUUGGGUAAAAUGAAUCUGUGUUUGUUAGCGUCUGUGGAACCUCUCGCCAUUUUCUUUUUUUCCCCACUUAUGUAAAAUAUUUCCAGCCCGCUCGACAGGGGAACUGCGGGAGGGGGAACGAGACACAUUUGUUUUGUGUAAUAUUUAGCUUAUGUGUAUUGCUCCAUUACCUGUGUACUCUAUAAGGUGCUACAAAAAAACCAUGAAGAAAAUCCUGGGGAAUAAUUUGGAGGAUAGGGACGUGGGGCCUGGAGUGGUUCCAAAAGAUUGUAACCAAAUUCAUAGUUUGUACAAUUUUGAUAUCAUGAUCAGAGAGAAACAACAAAAAAAAAAACACGACACAAAAAAAAGGUACAAUCUGAGGUGAUUGGCGCCUGAAGUGGCAGUUGUCUUUUGGUUUGUACAUUCUGUGUACAAUCAUUUCAUAUUUUAAACUGUUCAGAAGAAAAAACAACUAAUUGUGAUUUUUAGUCUUGCAAAACUGUAUGUAGUUAGAUGCUGUGACAUCCUAAUAUUUAUCUAAUAAAUAUGUAUUCAGAUGAAACAUGGUCA